AUGCAAACCGGCAAUAAUUGGAAAAAUAUCAAUUCGCCUGCUGAAGUCGAUAUCACCAGACUUGCUGAGCUUAAACUUACGGAAUACGAUGGAUCACAAGCAUUGAGCCCGCUUCCCAAAAACAUGAGACAGCGGAAACAUUCCCUCCCUAAAGAACGCGAAACAGUGGGUGGAAAUCAAAGAAUGUGCACUGUAACUGAGCCUGGGCAUGCGGAGUCUUUUCCCCUGCAAGGAGGCAGUAAAUCUGCCCGCAAGAAGACUAGUAAAUCGACUUUGUCAAGUUUAUGUGACAGCGAUCCUUCCUGUCUUAUCGACCCUGUCACUUUCGAAAAGCUUUCUGGAAGUCACGAGUCUAAUCACGCAGUCAUUUCUAAGAAGAUUCACGCAAACCUUUGUACACAAUUCUUCUCAAGGUGGCCCUUCUAUUUAAGCGAAGGCUUCAACAUACUACUGUAUGGCGUUGGCUCGAAGCGCGCUCUCUUGGAGGAUUUCAGAAAGCGUCAUCUUGGGGUCUCUAAUUGCGUUAUCGUUCCUGGAUACGAUCCCUCUGUCACUAUCAAACACAUCCUCAAUGCCAUCUGUCAUGAUUGGCUUCAGCUGCCGGCGCAACGCGGAACCUUGGCGGAUCAGUUGCUUUUGAUUAGUGAAAAGAUGAACCUACCAAAUGCAAGCGAAGCUCCUCUCUAUAUACUCAUUCACAAUCUGGACGGUACGGGACUACGGAAUACUGGGGCUCAAUCGACCCUCGCACGUUUGGCUUCCAUCCCAAACAUUCACAUUUUGGCUUCCGUUGAUCAUCUGAAUAUCUCCUUACUGUGGUCACACGACGAACUCGCUCGGUUUUGUUGGAUAUGGGAAGAUUGUACAAGCUUCAUGGACCAUACUGUGGAGGUUAACUACUCGAACAACCCACUUUUGCAACAUCUACUCGGAGGGCUCGCCAGCUCUGGCGGAGCUGCAGCUGGAUGCGGCGGUACUGCUCUCGUUAGCCUACGCCGAGUCGCAGCCUCCUUGACUCAAAAUGCCCGGGAUAUUUUCCGUACUAUUGCAGUGCAUCAGCUUAAUGCGCCGCUACAUGAGGCCACUGGCAGCACCGCCGGUAUGCCACUUGAAGAUCUGUACUGGCGCUGCCGUGACGCGUUCCUCACCAACAACGAGGCGACGCUACGGGCUCAGCUUACCGAAUUUCGCGAUCAUGAGCUGCUGAAGAUAAGAAAGGGCCCGGAUGGCACUGAGCUUCUCUUCAUUCCGAUGGACAACACCUACCUACGCAAAUUUGUGGACGAUUUUGAUUCGUUUUGCUAG
Messenger RNA from Dicrocoelium dendriticum, 1305 nucleotides. NCBI's taxonomy places the organism in Eukaryota, Metazoa, Platyhelminthes, Trematoda, Plagiorchiida, Dicrocoeliidae. The record is from the annotation of a GenBank genome assembly.